AUGGAUUUAGGAAAGAGACUAUUAACUCCAGAACUUGUCGAAGAAAGAGAAUACAGAAAAGCUUUACUAUUAAAAGUAAAACCCAUCUAGGCAGAACUGGAAACCUCACUCGCUGAAAAAGAUUUAGCUAGCUGAAAAAGAAACCAAAGCUAUCAAAUAGAGCGGCCAAACACCUAUAGUCCAAUCUUCAUGUAUAAGCGAAAUGAUCCCUACAAGCCUUCCCCAAAUCUUUCACAAAGUAUAGAAAAAUCAGACAGUUCCCAAAAAAAUUCUUAUAUAGAGCUCGAAAACAGUGGCAAAAAAAUAGAAAACCAUAGAGAAGAAGGAUUUAAGAAAAAAUAUGAAGAAAUUUGUGAAAUUUAUAAAAAUGAGACAGCUUUGUAUAGAGAUGAAAUCGAUAGGCUCAACCAAAUUAUAGAGGUAGGAAAUAAAGGAGUAGUUGAAAGCAGAAAAAGUGAUGAAAAAUUGUUAGAAAAAUUAAAAACAAAAAAAGAAGAAGUAAAAGAGUUGAAGCAGAAGCUUAAAGAAAAAGAACGUAUAAAAGAUAAAGAAUUUAAAGAGUUAGAGAUGCAGACUGAAAGGAUUAAAAAUUAUGUAAAAACUGAAAUGGAGAUGGAAAAUAAAAAAAAUGAUGCGAAUGGGACUAAAGCAAAAAGAAAACUGUCACAAGGAAAUGCAAUUCUAAGACCUAGAAGCAGUGAACCUUCCAGAAUAAUCUGCAUUUAUUCGAUUAAUUAGGAUUUUUACCUUUUGCUUUGAGUAAAAUACCAAUUUAGCCCCUAGUAUUCAGAUUAUCUCUAGUUUUUAUCUACCAAUAUCGAAGAAGCCUAAUUUUGUUCUAAUUUAGAUAGCUACCUUUCAGCCUACAGUAAACUAAUUUUGAUCAGCCAGCAUCUAAAAGCCCACGGUCUUUAUCCCUGAGGCAAGAUACAUUGUGAAGCCAAACUCAAAAUGACCAUAAUAUUUUCUGUCCUGUACAACAGAAAAUUCUUAUGAUGCCAUAUUUUAUCUUCCAUAAUAAGCCAACAAAACAGGACAUUAAAAACCAAAAAUAACACACAAAGUCAGCCAAAUAUAAAACAAAUCGCAGCAGCUAAAGAAGAAUUACAGGGACUCGAAGAAAAGAAAAAAGAAAUUUUAGAAGAAAUUAAAAACCUUGAAAAAGAAAGAAAUAAAUUAAAUAAGCCUUGAAAAGAUGUAAAAGCGUAUUAUGAAGAAAGAGUCAAAUUUUUAGAAAAUGAGCUGAGUAAUUGAAGAGCAAAAGCUAUAGAUUUAUCAACAAAAUACGCUAUUAAAAAAUAAUAAAUUCAUAGGCAACAUACAGCUUUCCUUAUAUUUUAAAAAUAAAUAGCCUUUAUCUAUUCAAUAAGAAAAAUAAUUUUAUCCAAAUGGGCAUAUUUUUCUGCUUUAAAAGCAUUAAAAAUUGAAAUGAGAGAAACCAAAAUCCAAUGCUCAAACCACAAGCGGAACUCUAAAAAACAGUUUGACGAUACUGUAAACCAAUUAAAAGACCAUUAUGAGUCUGUUAUAUCAAGGCUCCAAAAGUAUUGUGAAAACUUGGAAAAUAAGUCUAAGAAGAAAAAGAAAGCCAAAAUAAUUUAA
Molecule: messenger RNA, 1602 nt
Organism: Blepharisma stoltei
Lineage: Eukaryota; Ciliophora; Heterotrichea; Heterotrichida; Blepharismidae
Source: the annotation of a GenBank genome assembly